AUGGAAUCAGAUCUUCUUGUUUGUCAUCCUAUUGGUACUUCAACUAAAAUUGAAAAAAUUGGUAACAUGAACUUAUUGAAUUCCUUAACUUUGUUUGAUGUUUUUGUUGUUCCUGACUUCAAUGUUAACUUGUUAUAUGUCCACAUGGUCUGCAAAGACAGUAAUUGUGAGGUUAUUUUUAAUGAACAUAGUUGUAAAAUUCAGGGUUUACAAUCAAAGGAGAUCAUCGGGAAUGGUAGAGAAUCUGGAGGUCUCUAUUACAUAAAUAGUGUACCUUUAGAACCAAUUUUAACUUCUGUUUUCUUGAUUAAUAGAACUCCUACUUCUAUUUUAAAUGGUGCUUCUCCUUAUGAGCUUGUUUAUAAUAAUGCGUUUGUUUUUGAUAAACUUAGGGUUUUUGGUAGUUUAUGCUUUGCCACUAAGUUGAAUAAUUCUGAUAAAUUUUCUAAAAGAGCAAAUAAAUGCAUAUUUCUUGGUUACUCUUCUGAUAAAAAUGGUUAUAAAGUUCUUAGUCUUAAUUCAAAUCUUGUUUUGUUUCUAGGGACGGAUGUAAAAUUCUAUGAAUCAGUUUUUCCCUUCAAGCUAAAGUCUUCAUCUUCAACUGAUAAAUCUAAUGCCACUUUAAAAUCUAGUGACCUUUUUUCCUAUGAUGAGUCAUUGCAUUCUAGUACUCUUCUUGAUAACACUAGUUUAGAUAACUUAAGAAGUGUCCAUCAGUCUGAUGGUGCUAGUGCAUACCAGAACCUGGAUGAGACUUGUCCCUAUAAUGUCAGCAACCAGACUAGUGAGGCACAUGUGCCUUCUCCUGGUGUGACGUUUCCAUGUUUUUCUACUUUGACUGAGGAAAGUGAUUCAAUUAAUAUUAAUCCUUCUGAGGGUCAGUCUACUAGCUUUAUAAGGAGUGGACGUGAUGUUCACAUGCCAGUUAGUUAUAGUAAGGCUGCUUUAGAUCCAAAUUGGAUAAAAGCUAUGAAUGAAGAAAUAUAUAGAGCCAGACUUGUGGCUAAUGGUUAUAACCAAAGGGAAGGUAUUGACAAUGAGGAGAUUUUUUCUCCUAUUGCCAAGAUUGUUACUGUUCGCAUUGUCAUUUCUUUAGUUGUUUAUAAUUCUUGGCCUCUUUAUCAACUUGAUAUUACAAAUGUUUUUUAUAUGGGUACCUUUCUGAAAGUGAAGUCUAAAGAUAUUAUUGUUGUGAUUCUUGUUUAUAUAGAUGACAUUAUUAUAACUGGAAUUGCAAAAUUGAAUUGA
Lactuca sativa (garden lettuce) is the source of this 1248-nucleotide messenger RNA. The record is from RefSeq and is a predicted model, not a curated record. Lineage: Eukaryota; Viridiplantae; Streptophyta; Magnoliopsida; Asterales; Asteraceae.